UAAUAAUUUUAAUGUUGAGUGAAUUUUUCUUACCAAAAUGGGAUUGGAUUGAACAACCCACGUUGUCUUGUGUCGGUCAUCAUAAUGCUGUGCUAUUAACUAAAGCCACUUUAUCUUUUCCCCCUUCCUUCACAAGGAAAGCAAAGCUGCAAUCUUUCCUCCUCUCCAAUUCCCUACAGUUUCUUACGUCGCCAUUGCGCUCAACUCCCGCCGGCCGACGACAAUGGUCCCUUCUUACUCGCCGGAAUCUCCGUCGGGCAAGAAACCCCCCAAGCCGACGAAUUGCCUGAAAUCCACACUCAAUUUAAUCCGAAUCCACGUCGCCUCCCACCCUCGAUUUUGGUUAUUCAUAGCCUUUCUCUGGAUCCAAGCCCUAAUCAUCUCCUUCGCCCGCACUCCGCCGCCCUGUUUCCCCGACCGCGCCGCCUCCGUUCCGACGACCCUCCCCGUCCGCGCCGCUCCGUCGAGCGUCGACGCCGCGGCCAACGCCACCAAGCCGCCGGAGCCAAUCCCUCGCUACAGCGAGGACUGCCCCUCCGGCAGAGUCUACGCCUACGACCUCCCUUCCGAGUUCAACGCCGACUUAGUCCUCCGCGACUGCGCCGAUCUAGAUCCGUGGAAUUGGGAGUGCGGCAUAAUCGCCAACCACGGCUACGGCGCCGCCGCGACGGAGCUGCGCCGGAUACUGCCGGACGACAUGCACAAAUCCUGGUACCACACGAAUCAAUUCACUCUCGAGGUAAUUUCCCACCACCGGAUUCUCAAGCACAAAUGCCGAACCCUAUCGCCGGAAUCCGCAACGGCGUUCUACAUCCCGUUUUACGCCGGCCUCGCCGUCGGCAAGUACCUGUGGACCAACGACACCGCCAAGCGCGAUCGCCAAUGCAAGAAGAUGCUGCGGUGGGUCCGCAAUCAAGACCACUGGAAGAAAUCCAACGGCUCAGAUCACUUCAUGACGAUAAGCCGGAUCACCUGGGACUUCCGGCGACUGACCGACCCGGGCCAGUCCUGGGGCUCCAGCUUCCUCAACAUGCCACAGAUGCAGAGGGUGACCCGAUUCAUUGUCGAAAAGUAUCCUGGGGACGAAAUGGACGUCACUGUACCUUACCCCACUGGAUUCCACCCCAAGACAAGGGAAGCCCUAAACGAAUGGCAAACCUUCGUCCGCGACUACAACCGAUCAGCCCUCUUCUCCUUCAUCGGGACCAACCGGAAUUGGGCCGAAACGGAUCUCCGGCGGUUUCUGAUGGAUUACUGCGCCAAAGAGUCCGAUUCUUGCCGUGCCGUGGACUGCGCCGUGAGUGAUUGUCCAACAAAUUCUUCUCUGACACUGAAGCCAAUGCUGGAUUCAGAAUUUUGCCUGCAGCCGAAGCGGGAUAGCUUCACAAGUAAAGCAGUCUUCGACUGCAUGGUGGCAGGUGCGGUGCCGGUGUUCUUCUCCAAGACGACGGCAUACGAGCAAUACGAGUGGUUCUUGCCGGGGGAGCCGGAGAGCUACUCUGUUUUGCUGGAUCAGGAAGGAGUGAAAAAUGGGACAGUGUCAAUUAAGGAGGCUUUGAUGAAUUACAGCAAAGAGGAGAUUAGGAAGAAAAGGGAGAAGGUUGUGGACACCAUACCUCGGAUUAUUUAUGCCAAGCCGAGUGCUGGAGUGAGGAGUUUCAAGGAUGCAUUUGAUAUUGCUCUUGAAGGCGUUUUGGAGAGGAUUAAGGAGGAGAAGGAAUGGGCUGAUUUCUUGUGAUGAGGAUAGUAGAAGCAAUCCCUCUCUGCUAGGCCUGGAAUUUGUGGGAGUGAUGGAUUUGUUCAAAGAAUCCCAAUCCUGCAGGAAGAUCUGAGGUCAGUUAUUAUUUGGUGAUAUGAACUUGAUCCUUUGGCUUGAGUGAAGGAGAUUGCCAGAUACAGAAAAUGAGUGUACAAUGUAAUAGAAAAUUUAACUCAAAUUUUACAGCAUAAGAAGGCUUACUGUGUUUUCCAUAUACAUUUCUGCAUUUUCUGUGUGCUUUUUUUUUGAGGAUCAGGUUGCUGCCGACCCACGUCGAUCAUGUAAUAAAUGAUGAGCCACGUUGGUUGUUGGGAAUGGACUAGCUGCAAAGCAACUUGAGGAUUA
Molecule: messenger RNA, 2104 nt
Organism: Andrographis paniculata
Lineage: Eukaryota; Viridiplantae; Streptophyta; Magnoliopsida; Lamiales; Acanthaceae
Product: xyloglucan galactosyltransferase XLT2-like
Exons: 1
Coding region: 224-1738 (504 amino acids)
Biological process (GO): xyloglucan biosynthetic process
Molecular function (GO): galactosyltransferase activity
Source: RefSeq, a predicted model, not a curated record